UCGUGAAGCUACGAUAAGAGCUUCGGUCUGCGGAUACAAAGUGGCCGGUGACGCCACUGACUUUGAAGUCUAAUUCCUUCAUAUAUUUAGCUAGCGAAACUCUCUUUUACGUCUAAUUCAUCUCCUGAUUCUUCUUACGAUACUCUUCUUCAUCCUUCAUUCCGCUCAUUUCACUUACAAUGCAAGCCACAAGACGACAAGUAUUAUCCUCGGCCCAGCGCCUUGCUGGUGCCUCCUCCAACAGACUCACAAGACCAGCCAUUGCACGAUCAGCUCUCAAACCUCUCCUCCUUUCAGCAGCCCCCUCAGCCCGCCUCCUCCCCAUCUCACUAGUAAGGACGUACGCCAAUGGACGUCCAAACCCACCAGGAGGAACCCAUCGGAUGAACAUGGGAGGAGGUGAACAGGAGAAGCCCGCGCUGGAACAGUAUGGCGUGGACUUGACAGCCAAGGCUCGGGAGGGUAAGCUGGACCCCGUAAUUGGGCGAGACGCGGAGAUCCAGCGUACGAUUCAGAUUCUGUCUCGGCGGACAAAGAACAACCCGGUGCUCAUCGGAAAUGCGGGAACUGGCAAGACGGCCAUCCUGGAAGGACUCGCAUUGCGCAUCGUGCGGGGAGAUGUCCCCGAGAGCGUCAAGAACAAGCGAGUCAUCUCUUUGGAUCUGGGUUCGCUGAUUGCCGGAGCCAAGUUCCGAGGCGACUUCGAGGAGCGUCUGAAAAAGGUGCUGGACGAAGUCCAGAAGGCUGAAGGCCAGGUGAUCCUCUUCAUCGACGAACUACACACCCUGCUGGGACUGGGCAAGGCCGAGGGCUCCAUUGAUGCCUCCAACCUGCUCAAGCCGGCACUGGCCCGUGGUGAACUGCAGUGCUGCGGUGCGACCACCCUCGCUGAAUAUCGUGUCAUUGAAAAAGACGUGGCGCUCGCCAGACGUUUCCAGCCCAUCAUUGUUAGCGAGCCCUCCGUAGAAGACACCAUCAGCAUCCUGCGAGGUAUCAAGGACAAGUACGAGGUUCACCACGGUGUACGGAUCACGGAUGGCGCCCUGGUAGCUGCCGCGUCCCUGUCGAACCGAUACAUCACGGAUCGAUUCCUCCCGGAUAAGGCCAUUGAUUUGAUGGACGAAGCCGCGAGUCAUUUAAAACUCCAGCACGAAAGCAAACCCGAAGAGAUUAUGAAGCUUGAUCACAAGAUUAUGACUAUUCAGAUUGAACUGGAGAGUCUACGCAAAGAAACAGACAUUGCGAGCAAAGAGCGCAGAGAAAAGCUGGAACAGGAUCUUAAGAAGUAUAACGACGAACUUUCAGAACUCAACGCAAGAUGGGAGAAGGAAAGGUCAGAAAUCGAGUCCGUCAAGAAGGUGCAGGAGGACCUGGACAAGGCCAGGUUCGAGCUCGAACAAGCGCAGAGGAGCGGCAACUUUGCCAGGGCCUCUGAGCUUCGGUUCGGUGUCAUUCCCGAUCUGGAGCGGAAACUGCCGUCUGACAAGGAGAUCCAGCAAGACCAGAGCGAUAGCACUCUCAUCCACGACGCAGUGACCGCCGACGACAUUGCCAAUGUCGUAUCUCGCAUCACCGGCAUCCCUGUCUCGAAGCUCACCUCGGGACAUAUCGAAAAGUUGGUUCACAUGGAGGACAUUCUGCGGGAGUCGGUCAAGGGACAAGACGACGCCAUCAAGGCCGUCUCCAACGCCGUGCGGCUUCAGCGAGCUGGCCUCAGCGGCGAGAACCGCCCCUUGGCUUCCUUCUUCUUCCUCGGACCGACUGGUGUUGGCAAGACUGAGCUUUGCAAGAAGCUGGCCAGCUUCCUCUUCUCGACCGAAUCCGCCGUCGUUCGGUUCGACAUGUCGGAAUUCCAGGAGAAACACACCAUCUCUCGCCUCAUCGGCGCUCCGUCCGGCUAUGUUGGAUACGAAGACGCUGGGCAGCUGACGGAAGCGGUGCGUCGCAAGCCGUAUGCCGUCCUCUUGUUCGACGAGUUCGAAAAGGCACACCGGGACAUUUCUGCUCUGCUUCUCCAGGUCCUUGACGAGGGUUACCUCACAGACGCCCAGGGCCACAAGGUUGAUUUCAAGAACACCAUCAUCGUUCUCACCUCCAACCUGGGAGCGGACAUCCUCGUGGGCCAGAACCACCUUCACCCGUACAAGGAGGACGCCAACGGCGACAUUGAUCCGUCUGUUCGCCAGGCAGUCAUGGAUGUGGUCGCAUCCGCUUACCCGCCAGAGUUCCUCAACCGCAUCGACUCCUUCAUCAUCUUCAAGCGGCUGGCCAAGACGGCCAUUCGCGAAAUCGUCGACAUCCGCCUCAAGGAGCUGCAGCAGCGCCUGGAUGACCGACGCAUCACGCUGUCCGUGUCGGAUGCCGUCAAGGACUGGCUGGCGGAGCGAGGCUACGACCCCAAGUUUGGAGCCCGUCCGCUGAACAGGCUGAUUACGAACGAGAUCAGCAACAAUCUUGCUGACAAGAUUAUCAGGGGCGAGCUCAAGAUGGGACAGACGGCGGAGGUCAAGUUGAGCGACGACAAGGAGGGACUGGAGAUUGUGAAUGUCUCUGAGAAUGCCUGAAAUUUGCAAUGAGUGAUGGCGGUUGACAUUUUUAUAUGCAUUUAGAAUGGACUUGUAUAAUGAAUGGGUGUACAGACUCCCCUCGGAAAAGCGCAUGUAAAUAGCUGAUACCCCGCUUUGAAUAUGAAAGGAAGAUUCAAAUGUUCUUCUAAAUAUUCAACGGGUAAUGAGUAAUGAAUCAAA
This is a messenger RNA of Trichoderma citrinoviride, 2747 nucleotides long. Its product is annotated as P-loop containing nucleoside triphosphate hydrolase protein. Gene Ontology annotation, cellular component: cytoplasm; mitochondrial matrix. Gene Ontology annotation, molecular function: ATP binding; ATP hydrolysis activity. NCBI's taxonomy places the organism in Eukaryota, Fungi, Ascomycota, Sordariomycetes, Hypocreales, Hypocreaceae. Gene Ontology annotation, biological process: cellular response to heat. The record is from RefSeq and is a predicted model, not a curated record. Bases 180 to 2564 code for a protein of 794 amino acids. The transcript is spliced from 3 exons.